Spinacia oleracea (spinach) is the source of this 1451-nucleotide messenger RNA. Its product is annotated as tetraspanin-8. The record is from RefSeq and is a predicted model, not a curated record. Lineage: Eukaryota; Viridiplantae; Streptophyta; Magnoliopsida; Caryophyllales; Amaranthaceae. The transcript is spliced from 2 exons. Gene Ontology annotation, cellular component: membrane. Gene Ontology annotation, biological process: auxin-activated signaling pathway. Bases 360 to 1157 code for a protein of 265 amino acids.
ACGCACUAGCCACCCCAGUCACGCAACUCCCAAGCACAAGCAGAUGAUGAUACUCCAACACAUAACUUUUCUCCACCAAGCUUAUCAGCCUCGCUCAUAAUAAUCAUGUGAUUCUCUUUAUGUGUAUGUCUCGACUCAAUAUUUAAAACCCGUAUAAUAUUUUUCAAUAUAUAUAUACUGAGUACAUCCAUAUCAUGACCGCCCAGAAAUUAAACAAAAUUCACUCUAGCUAGCUAGCUAGUAUCCCUCCUCUCCUUCUCCACAAAAAGUUGUGAUAGUUACACAAUAAUCUUUCAAUUUCUAGAGGAAGUUAACAACAACAACAAAAAAAAAAAGAGUGGCCGGAUCGAGAUCGAAUUAUGAUGAAUAAACGGAUAGUAAGUGGAGUGAUGAUCUUCACUAUAAGCACAUCAAUGAUUACGAUAAUAUCGACGGGGAUAUGGUUGUUGAACCAGCCAAGCGACUUGUGCCUAGGCGACAAGAGCGCGCAAUACGACGGGCGUGGAGAAUUCACGUCAAUAAUCUACGUAGGUGCAGGAUUAUGCCUAAUGUUUACGGUUGUGUGUUUAUUUGCUAUGCCCGUGCGCCCGAGUUGGAGAAAAUACGGGGAGUAUGGUGACCAACGGAUGAUCAUUGCCGUCACUUGUUUUGGUGUGCAGCUUCUUCUCCUUAUAUUGUUUGCUAGCCUAUAUGCGCUUACGCAAAGCACCGUCGGUUUCGUCGCGCUUCAGAGGUGGAUUUAUAGUCCUGAAAGAUGGAUCAAUAUCAAAGAUUGUUUGUAUGAAGAUAGUAAUGUUUGCGCUCGUUUUCAGAAUAAGUAUGGUGAUGAUACUCAACAUCAGUUUUUUGGUAGAUAUUUAACUCCUCUUGAGUCGGGAUGUUGCAAGCCUCCCAUAGAGUGUAACUUCAAAUUCUCAAGCCCAAGUGUUUGGAUCAAGCCAUCAAACGGUACAUACUCAAACACGGACUGUUAUGAAUGGGAAAACGACCAAAAGAAGCUAUGUUAUAACUGUCAAGUAUGCAAGCUUGGUUACACACUAGAAUUGAAGAACGCAUGGACAAUUAGUGGAACUGUCGUUGUCAUAGCAUGGUUAGUAUUUCUUUCUGGUUUUAUAUUGCCAAAAAUGCUUGUUAAGGAUCAAGAUGAACUAAUGUAGGAACUUUUUUUUUUGGUAAAAUGGAACAACAAGAUGUCGAUAUGUAUCUAUCUUUAAUCAUUGUGUUCUAAGUUAAGUUUAUGUCUUUAUGUCUUUAUGAUACUCCGUAAUUAAAGUUAUUUCGACUUAUGAUAUACUCGUACUUUGUAAAUAAAGUUAUUUCAACCUAUAUACAGUAGUACGUAUGACAUUUCUAUAAUUUUUCUUCUACUUCGUAUGUAAUUAUUAUCUUGUAUAAUGAACUUUUUUAGUCGAGUAUGUAUUGAAUCAAUUGGAUGAUACUGUUAAACACUA